ACAAAGAUUGAAAGAGACAAAUAAUAUGGCUGUAAGUGGUCUCCAGCUUGAAUUGUCUUCUAUAAAACACACAGAUGUGAUCCAUUGAGUAACCAGGGACAAGAGCUUUCUACACGGAAAGAAAAACUAGCAGAAGGCCGAGGUCUCCUCCCAUAUCCAUUUCCAUCCACAUCAUAGAGAUCUAAAGCCAGAAUUACUCCAUGGCUUCACCGAGCAGAGCUGUAGAAUUCACCAAGGAGUAUUUCACAACAGUUGCCUCCAUCACUGCCUCGGCGAUGCUCGCUCGAACCAUCAUCAAUCAAUGCCUUCCCAAUGAGUUCCACAGCUUAGCUACCUCCAGCAUACAAAAACUCUUGAGCCGAUUCUCCACCACGGACACCAUCAUCAUCCAACAAACCGAAGGACUCCAUUCCAAUCAGCUCUAUGACGCCGCCAGCACCUAUCUGAGGACGAAGAUCUCCCUGACUAUGAAGCGGCUGCGGGCUAGUAAGAGCGAGGACAACAACAACAUCGUCAUCAGCCUCGAUGAUGGUGAAGAGCUCGUAGAUGAAUUCCAAGGAGUGAAAUACAGGUGGAAGCUCGUCAUCGAAGAUAAUCAGUCCACCUCCCGCGGCGGUAUAGAGAUAACCGUCAGAGUCAAAUGGUAUGAGCUCAGCUUCCACAGCAAGUACAAGGACAUGACAUUGGCCACCUAUUUCCCCCACAUCCUGGAGAGAUCCAAUGACAUUAAGACCGCCGACAGACGGUUGAAGCUUUAUAUGAACCAGUAUGACAGAUGGAGUUCCAUAGACUUAAAGCACCCUGCAACGUUGGAGACGCUAGCAAUGGAAGUAGAGCUCAAACAAAGGAUCAUUGAGGACUUGGCGAGAUUUGUCAAGAGAAAGGAAUACUGUAAGAAGAUUGGGAAGGCCUGGAAGCGAGGAUAUCUGCUCUUUGGUCCUCCAGGAACUGGCAAAUCAAGCUUGGUGGCCGCCAUUGCUAACUAUCUCAGGUUUGACAUCUACGACCUGGAUCUUAAGGAGGUUAACUCGAAUGUUCAUCUGAAAAAGCUGCUAGUAGCCAUGACAAACAAAUCAGUGCUUGUGAUUGAGGACAUUGACUGCUCCAUUAGUCUGAAAAACAGAUAUGAUGAGGAUGAGAGCGAGACGUCGGACAGAGAUGAUGAUAUGACACUCGUAACACUUUCGGGGCUGUUAAACUUCCUUGAUGGCUUAUGGUCGGCCAGUGGUGAGGAGAGAAUCAUCGUGUUGAUGACAAACUAUAAGGAUCGGCUUAACCCAGCAUUGCUGCGACCAGGUAGAAUGGAUAUGCACAUCCAUAUGGGUUAUUGUGGUCAAGAUAGCUUCAGAAUGCUGGCUUCUAAUUACCAUGCCAUUGAUGAGCACCCUCUGUUUGAGGAGAUUGAAGAGUUGUUGAAGGAAGUGGAAGUAACUCCAGCAGAAGUUUCAGAGGAGUUUUUGAGAAGUGAUGAUGUUGAUAUCGCUUUAGGUGGUCUUAUCCAACUUCUCCACAAUAAAAGAAUGGAAAUGAAAGAGGAGAAAGGCAGAGCAGAAAAUUCUGAGGACAACAAACAGGAAAAUGGAAGCAAAAAACAAAUAGUUGAAGGGAAGCAGCUAACUGACCAUGAUUCUGAUGCAGUAAUUAUUGGAUGAGGUUUCGGGACGGGAUGUCCAAUCUAAUGUACAUUUUAUAAGCAUUGCUCUACAGACCAAGUCAUGCUAAGCUCACCCAGAGCAGUGGUCAGCCAAAAUUACUAUUCUCUCAUCAUAGUCCAAAAAUUUUAAGCUCUCGACCACAGGUCUUGAAGAGUUGAUUCUAAGAAGCAUUUGUAUCUCCUGUACUGAAUAAAUUUGAAAUUAUUGUAAGAUGAUAACUUCUGCAUUGAAUAUAUUUCAAUGAUUUGUGU
Phalaenopsis equestris is the source of this 1906-nucleotide messenger RNA. Its product is annotated as AAA-ATPase At3g50940-like. The record is from RefSeq and is a predicted model, not a curated record. Gene Ontology annotation, molecular function: ATP hydrolysis activity; ATP binding. Lineage: Eukaryota; Viridiplantae; Streptophyta; Magnoliopsida; Asparagales; Orchidaceae. Bases 201 to 1652 code for a protein of 483 amino acids. The transcript has a single exon.